CCGCAGUCUUCCCGAGCUUUUCCCUUCCGAACUUUUUUUCUUCUUUUUCUUUUUUCUCUUCCUUUCACGUCACUCAUGUCUUUUUCUUAAAUCAUGCGGGGCGUCCAGAUAUUUUCGGGGAAUUCCCACCCCGGCCUCGCAGAUACUAUCUGCGAGCGUUUAGGCACUGUGCCUGCCAAAGCUAACCUAGGAAAAUUUGCCAAUGGCGAGACCAGUGUCAAUAUCGGUACCUCGGUGCGGAACCAGGAUGUUUACAUCAUUCAAAGCGGUAGCGAGAAGAUUAACGAUAGUGUUAUGGAGCUCCUGAUCAUGAUCUCAGCGUGCAAGGGUGGCUCAGCGAAGUCCAUUACAGACAAUGCUGACUCUCAAAUGAGAUAUUUCCCAUACUCGCGCCAAUCCAAGAAGAAGAGUCAUCGUGGUGCCAUCACGGCCCGCAUGCUUGCCAAUCUCCUCACGAUCGCUGGCGUGGACCAUGUGAUCACCAUGGACCUGCACGCAUCCCAGAUGCAAGGAUUCUUCGGAAAGCCGGUCGACAACCUCUUCGCCGAACCCUUCAUUGCCCGCUGGCUCCGGAUGAAUGUUACCGGCUGGAAAGACGCCGUGGUAGUUAGCAAGAAUGCUGGCGGAACCAAGCGAGUCACCUCGCUGGCUGAUACUUUGAAGCUCAACUUCGGUAUCGUGACGACGGAUCGUCGGCGUCCGAAGGUCCCUGUGGCCACUAUGUCCGAUAGCACGGUCUUCUUCGACGCCGUUGAUGAAGAUCCCAUCUCAACCAAGGAAGCACGGCCUUUCGAACUUCAUAUGCAUAGCUCUAACAGGACACCUGCUACACCUCCCAUUCCGGAAGAGCCAGAGCCAGUCACCCCCCCUCCUGAGCGGUAUCUUCUGCGCCCUGAAACCCCACCUGCGGCUCGCCGCCCAUCGGAGCUGGAAGCAGCAUACGAAUACACGGACGUGCGUGUGCGGGAUGUGAUCACCGGUCGCCUGGUCCAAGGUCAAUUGGUUGAUGAUGAUUAUCAUAUCAACGAAGAGUCACAGUCUGGUGGCACCACACCGGGAGGUGGUAGCAGCCAUGACAACACAGAGGCUAUUCCUGAUUCUAUGAUUAACUCCAUGAUCUCCAACGUCUCAUCGCAGCCUCCUGAUCAUGCGCUUGGUGGCUCAUUUGAUGCAGUGGAGUCUGACGACGAAGCUAGUGUCUGUGGCGGCCAUGUCGAUGAAAGGACCAUCACGCUGGUGGGUGAGGUGCGUGAUCGGUCUGUCUUCCUUGUCGAUGAUAUGAUUGACAAGAGCGGAUCGUGGAUCGCGGCUGCAGAGACUGUCGUCAAGCGCGGUGGGGCCAGCAAGGUUUACUGUAUUGCCACCCAUGGAUUGUUCGGGGAGAACUCCUUGGAUCAGAUGGAAGCUUGUCGCUCAAUCGACCACAUUGUCGUGACCAACACUUUCCCGAUCUCACCGUCGAUGUUGCGGAGAUCCAAAAAGUUGAUUGUCAUUGACGUAUCGAGUCUAUUGGCAGAGAGCAUCCGGAGGCACCAUUAUGGCGAAAGCGUCUCGGCUCUCUUCCACCUUAACGACUGAUGAGGCAUAUGGCAGUAACGAGGAAAACAAAAUAACGAAACCAAGCAAAGAGAGACCUAGAUACUUUCUCUAGGGCGUUUUUGCUUACUGAUGUGCAGGUUCCCCUGCAACCGUUGAUGACAUGAUACCUAUUUCCUAUCAAAUGAACGACCCGUUCUGGAGCUUUCCCCCUUCCUUGUUCCCCGGCUGUCCUCCCCGUUGCCACUCUGCCGUUCUCGGCCUCGUAAAGUGAUCACAUCACGACCCCUCAAACCAGCGAUGCAGUCCACUCUGGGUUCUGCAGGAGCAUCUCGUUUUCCACAAGGUGUUCUUAACGGAGCGUUGGCAGAUUAAAUUGGAUCUUGUUUUCUUACUUCAUGUUGUGU
Molecule: messenger RNA, 1943 nt
Organism: Penicillium crustosum
Lineage: Eukaryota; Fungi; Ascomycota; Eurotiomycetes; Eurotiales; Aspergillaceae
Product: ribose phosphate diphosphokinase subunit PRS1
Exons: 4
Coding region: 94-1578 (494 amino acids)
Biological process (GO): 5-phosphoribose 1-diphosphate biosynthetic process; purine nucleotide biosynthetic process; ribonucleoside monophosphate biosynthetic process
Cellular component (GO): ribose phosphate diphosphokinase complex; cytoplasm
Molecular function (GO): magnesium ion binding; ribose phosphate diphosphokinase activity
Source: RefSeq, a predicted model, not a curated record